AUCAGUGGUCGCGUUCGUACACAGUACUAGACCAAGAAUCGCAAAACACCACACCAACUAUGUGACCCUCAGAAGUACAGAAGAACUAUGGCGUCUGCGUAUCUUCAAACCGCCGUCUCGGUGGUCGGGGACACGCUGCUGCCGCGGAAGCUGGCCCAGAAGCUGCCGCACAAUGUCAAGAAGCGGGAGGCGCUGCAGGAGGUGCAGCGGGAGCGGCGGCUGGCCCGGAGCGAGGCGAUGAUCGAACUGGCGCGCCGGUGGAUCGUGCGGAAGCACUCGGACAUACUCGCGGGCGCCAUCGCCUUCGUGCCCUGGAUCGUGCAGCAGGCGCAUUCGAAGGGGGAACUCGGCCACAACGUGGUGGUGCACAAGGGCGUCGGAGCCGUUGUGUUUUCCGACGCCAGCGGGUUCACCGCGCUCACGGAAAAGCUGGCGCAGAAAAGUGCUGACGAGACGGAUUUUGAAUUGAAUUUUAGCACUUUUUUCAUCUGUACGGUUGUUAAUGCCGGCGUUGUAGUACCAGUACCUCUACCUACAAAAGAUUUACACCUUCUGCUGCGGUGGAUUGAUAAUUCAUUGAGUUCUUUCGUCGAGAACGUAACGUUUAGCUUCACGACGUACGUCUACGCUUCAUCCGGCUACUUAGAAGUCCUCAGAUGUAGUUGCACCAUCUGAAACACAACCGACUAUUUAGGUAACGGCGCGGAGCUCUUAUCGCAGUGUUUGACCGCGUUUUUCACGCCGCUGAUUGACAUCAUUUCCAGCUACCGCGGGGACGUGAUCAAGUUUUCGGGUGACGCGCUGACCAUCUAUUUCCCGGCCGACAACGACCCCGACCUGGACGACAACCUGCCCCCCUGCGGCACCUACGGCUGCAAGGGCCACUGUCCGGAGGAGCUCGCCACCCUGAGGGCUUCGGCCUGCUGCAUCGAGAUCCACCGCCGCCUGCACAUGUUCGACACGGGCGUGGACGGGGUGAAGCUCUGCCUCCACAUCGGCGUCGGAUUUGGGGACGUGACCAUCUUGCAAGUGGGCGGGUUGGUCCCGCCCGAAACCACGGUGGAGCGGUACGAGUACGUGAUCUGCGGCCCGCCGAUGGAACAGAUCUCCAUCGCGGAGCCGCUGGCCAGCAACGGCGAGACGUGUCUCUCGCCGGAAGCGUGGAAUUUGGUCGCGCACACCUUUGAGGGGACCCCGGUCGAGCGGAAACUGGCGUCGGGGGUAUCAAAUGCAAAAGUGUCUGGGUCUGGAAGAAUGCUAACUUGUCAUGCUAAAUCUGAAUCAUGUCAAAAUCUGUGUUGCAUGAUUGCCAAAAGCUGUCCACUUUUGACCUAAUCGAGAGGCAGUUUCUCAUGCGGAAUAGGCAUGAUAACACUCUCACAGAGUCUGUCAUGCUAUGUCCUACAUACCAGACCUCAUGGGUCAUGGAAAACCUGCAUGACAAGCCUGCAUUCUUCCAGACCCAGACAUUUUUACAUUUGAUAGGGGGAAACCAGUCACGAUUUCGUCAUGCUGGGGGAGCUGAAGCCGGAGCUGCACACGUUUCCCGUGCUGAAACAGGCGGCAAGUAUGGGAAUGUUUGAUGAGAUCGAGACUUUAUCGUUGUGCUUGUGGUGCGUGAAUCUUAAUCUUUGCUGAUUGAGACCGACAAAGCCAGGCAUGAUUUUGAAAUACUAUGCUAUCCACAUAAAAUUUCUCCUCCUCCUCCAAAACGCAUUUUUUUUGCAUUGAAAAAUAUCAAAAGUUCGGGCAUCGAAAAAAAAAAAACUCAGGUAUGACCACGAAGCGCAUGCUGAUCUCAUGCGUGUGAGUUUAUCUGCUGUCUGUGUUUAGUUGUGCCCCUAGCUAUCAUCUUAACUAGCUACAGUGUCUGGUAGGUGUAGGUGGACGACGCCGCUUCGAGACUGUACAUCUGCGACUGGGUCUGCUGAUGCCCUCUGGCCCCAUCAAGCGUCGCGACAAGCGGCUCGCUUGCCAUCUCGUCUUCAAAAAGCACCGGCCUGGAAGCCAGAGUCUGGUGGUCAAUUUCGUCCUCGGGGAUCUCGGAUUUCAGGACUUGCAGCUGGGCCUGGUAUGGUCUUGCCCGCAGGCGCCGGAGUGCCACCAAAGCGACCGGCUUGCACUUUACGUUCCACAGAGCGGUCUCCAUGUCGCCCUGCCAUCUUGUGGCGACAUGGGAGGAGAGGGAAUGACCUGGGAGUUGAUUGGGAAAAAUUGAUGCGGUGAUGCAAUGUCGCUACUUUUAGCCGUGGCCUUAUCUCUGCAGAGGUGGUUGGCGAAGGUUGAUCCAGCUUUUUUUUCAUGGUAAGCCCACAGUUGAGAACGAGCUCGCUUUUGGAGUGGAGGAUAAAUUUAGCACGAGCGAACUGCCAUAAAAAAAUUGAAAAAAAUUUAUCCUCCGCGCUUUUUCUAAAAGAAAAUCGAUAAAAAAGUAGUGGAGGAUAAAUUUUUUUAAGGCCGUUAGCUCGUGCCAAAUUUAUCCUCCACUCCAAAAGCGAGCUCGUUUUCAACUCAAAAAAUCCAAAACAAAAAAGCUGAGCCAACUUUUUCGACCAACCCCGAGACCCUUUUCUCGUGAAGUUGUUUCGUGUCCGUCCUCGUCAGCGAGCUAUCGCAGGCGAGGCGAGGCGCGGCACCUGCAGAUGCGCGGUAGCGGAUCCGCGCAGCAGAUAUUUUUAUUUAUUGUUGUGCGUGCAGUCAUAUAAGACGCUAAAUUAUGGGAUUGGAUGCGACACAGUCUAGGGCACUCAAAAGUGAAUCAACUCCAAUACUCGCGCGCAGCGCCUCGAGGGUCGACGCCGAGCCAGCUGCUCUGCGUGUUUCUUCUAAAUGAAAAAGCGCUUUCUCGCACUCUCGCAUCAAGCGUUGCGACAUGGCUUAGGGCCAGCGACGCUGCUCAGCCGGGAAUAGCUGCCUCCGAUGGUGGCGCUGGGUUCCUGUGUGCAAAUCCUACCAGAAGCUCUAGCUUAGUUAACAUAGAGAAGGGACACUAAGUACAUAGGCUUUUGUAACAUGGUGAUGAUAGCUACAUGACUUUGCUAUGCAUAUUGCAGGAAGACUACAAAAUUUUUUGAAAUUCAUUUUGUUUUUUUUGUUUUUUUUGUUUUUUUGCAUGGAAAAAAAUGGCAUUUUGGAGGAGGAGGAGAAAUUUUGUGUGGAUAUAUGCCUACUACAGUAAAUGCAUGUAUAGUACAAUGCUGGUGCGCAUCCGCAUGCGCAAUUCGUGAAAUAAUGGCUCGUCACCUUCUAAUUCACCCAAAAAACUUCUUUCUCUAUUCCAGUCGAGACCGACCGGCGCAAGGAGUUUCAGUUCGGUCCCGACCAGUUGGACCUGUGCCGGCGGUACAUUCCCUCCGCGGUGUUCAAGCAAAUUGCGGGCGGCACGCUGCAGUACGUGAACGAGAUGCGAAACAUGAGCGUCAUCUUCAUCAACGUCCAGGGCAUCGAUGUGGCCACCGAGGACGGCAGCCAGCAGGCCGACCUCUUGAUGAAAGGCGUGCAGAGGUGUUGCAACGCGCACGAGGGUACGCUGAACAAAUUCCUCGUGGACGACAAGGGCAUGCUGUUUCUGCUCUGUUUCGGACUGCCACCACUCGUGCACAAGGACGACGCGUAUUAGCUUUACGAUUUGGAAGAUGUUGCUUGUCGAAAAAAGAUUUUUUUCACAGAUUUGAAGCAAGAAAAAUAAAAUAGAAGGCAUGCGUCAUGCCGUUUGCCGUGCGCCACCAUCUAUAGCUCCUGAGCCACGUGGUCACACGUUGGUACCCAUACUGCAAAAUGAUCCCAAAAAAGAAUCCGCGCCAUCCUUUGCUGCAUGGACAUCCGGAAGGUGAUGAUCAAAAUGAACUUGACCGCCCGUUUCGGCGUGACCACCGGUCGCAACUACUGUGGCGUGGUCGGGAGCGCCAGCCGCAUGGAAUACACGGUUUUGGGGGACAGUGUCAACCUCGCGGCGCGACUGAUGGCCAACGCCAAGCCGCAGGGCAUUCUCGUCGGGGAACGGACCUACGAACUGGCGAAGUCGGAGCUCGACUUCAACAUUCUGGAAAAAAUCAAGGUGAAGGGAAAAACCGCGUUGAUCCCGAUCUUCGAGCCGCGUUUGCAGCAGCCCAAGCCGGUGCUGGGACUGUGUCCGAAAAGCAAGAAGUUGCACCUACCCUGGCUAGUGCAGUCGGAACUUGUCGGGGGCACGAACAAGUUGCUGAAGGUGCAGAACUGGCGCGAGUACAUCAUCUGCCAGCGCCUACUCGACGAAACCGACCGACCCGUGCCAGCGGUACUAGAACUAAAGAUGCAUAAUAUCUAGAAGCCACCAGGGGUGUGUAGUGUAUGUGGCAUCACAUCGUCAUGCAUAAAAUGAUUGCAAUGGCCAUUGACUGAGGACUUGACCAAAAACAGGGAAUCAGGACUAAAAAGACAACUUAUGAAUAAGCCUGAUCGAUUUUUAGUUUUUCAUCCUGACAGGCCUCGAAGUCGAGCGGGCGUCCGUUGGCCGACGUGGACAACAUCUUCGAAGCCCGGGCGGCCAUCUAUGGGGUUCUCAAACGUUACAUUCUCAACUGCUACGUGGAUUUGUAAUACAAGAACGGCAAAAGCGAAAGGGGGAAGAUUGCGCUUUUUGCAUUACAACAGGUUUGGCGCAGAGUCUCAGGCUAUCUAGCGAGUCAGUGACUUGUCAUGCGAAGCAGCUUGGUCAUGUAGAUAUUGCUGGCACUUCCGCAUGACAAAUUCAUGCAACGCUUGAGAAUGUAACAUUUGAGAACUCCACACCGUCGGGUUGGACACCAAGCACACGACCACCAUCGGGCAUGCGCAGCCCGCCGCGGAAGAAACGAAAGAAUUCCCGGACGCGGCCCAGCAAAUCGAGCGGCACCGGGUCUUCCACGACGGGGGGCCCAUGAUCGUCUUCGGCGGGUUCGGACUCGGGAAAACGGAACUCGCAGAGUACGUCGUGCACGCGGCCACGGAAAAAUUCGACCUGUUGCCAAUCGUGGGCGCCGGAGGAGUGAGGCCAGGUACUAGACUGAAAAUUUUUGGGAUUUAUUUGAUAUAAAAAUUUCUAAACGUCGUACUACAGUACAUUCAGUUGCGAGUCUCAAGGCUCACCUAGCACUCCCAGCGUAGAAGUACAGAAGAUUUUUGCAAGGAUUGUUCAUCUUCAUAUGAUCUGAGCAGGCAAGCACCGAUGAGCUGCUUCUACUGCACUGCAGAGAUGAACGACAACUGAUCUGUUUUCUACUACCGUAAAUCAAAGGUGAACUCGGGCGUGUUUUUUCCGACAUCCUUCGUUCGAUCUGCUCCAUUUUUCGUUCGACCGACCACACUUUUCCCGCGGACUCGGACUUCCAGUGCCUCGAAAGAAUCAUCAAGGAACACUUGGUUGAAACUUCUACGUCUGCAACUUCUGGCUACACCUCCAGUCCUUCCGGAACGAAAGGAACAAAUGCUAAAUUCUCGUACAACAACGACGUGCACGAUGAACAGUGGUACAAGAAGGUCCUGGACUGGCUGCCCCGCGUCCUGUAUGCACUGCAAAAGUAUUGUACUCGUACUAAUUGCAGUUAUGCAUUACAAAUUUCUUUUGCAAGCUAAAUCAGCAUGACAAAUUCCACUUGUCAUGCUGAGCUAAUUUGUAUUGCAAUACUACGAGUGCGAUACUUUUGCACUGCAUAUCCUGGGACCCCCAUGGAUCCACGACAGCGUUGUCGCGGAACAAGCGUCCAAAGGCGAUGGUAAAAACGAGGACGAGGAGCUGCUGAUCAUCGGGAAGACGUUGACAAUAUCCUGUGCAAAAGUAUCGUAUCAUGCAUGAUAGCAAUUACUACGGAUACUAAAAAACGGGAUAUUUGUCAUGCCAUGACAAAUAUCCCGUUUUUGGUGAAUCAGCAUGAAAAAUUCCAUUUUCCUUUAUGGAAAAAUGAUUUGUGAUGCGAUUUAUACUACCACUAGUACGAUACUUUUGCAAUGCAUAAACAACGUUCGAAGAGGAGGACGACCCCAGUAUGCACGGAAAGUACGAGGUAUCCACAAAAAAACAACCAUCCCCAUCCAAUUUGUCAUGCAAAACAUGUAUGAAGUUGACUUGAAAUCCUGUGUUCGUCAUGCAUAAAUUGGAUAGGGAUGGUUCUUUUUUCCUGGAUACGAGGAUCUCACCUCCCUCAUCGUCGCGCUGGUCCGCUUAUCCAGUGUAAAUAGGUCUGUGUGUGGACAAGUGAAACUUGUAUUGCGUCUUUUGGACUCCUGUAAAAACGUAAAAUCUGUAUUGCAUGAUCAACAAAAAGGAGCCUUGUCCUGCAAAAGCACAGUUUCGAAUGCGCGCUACGCAUCAAGAGGAAGCGUCCUCACAAUUUGUCAUGCUUGGCUGCAUGCUGGAGUGUGCUCAAUCAUCUGCGCUCAGCAUCACAAGUUUCCAGGAGACCCAGACACAUUUGCAAUGCAUACCGCAAACUGUUGCAGGAGAAAUCCGUCGUGGUAGCGCUCCGCUUCGAGCGCGGCACCAACCUAUUCACCCGCACGGACGAUUCCACCUUCUGGAUGGUGGCCGGCGCGUUAUGAGAGUGCACAACUUCCACUCCCCCUCAUUUGUCAUGCACAAUACCAAAACCAAAUCCAAGCGCUGCUGCGUGAUACCGCUUGCAUGACAGAUUCCUCUUCCCCUCCCUUUGCCAGUUCCCUAUGUUGGUUUCGACCUCACGGUCGGUUUUUAUAUUGUUUAGGGUGUCUGGCAGAUUUGCAUGCGGGGGUCCUUGCCCUCUGGGAAUGAAAACUUAGCUUGCGCCCUGACGACGCGUCAUAGCGGUCCCCUGCUCUAGGCAUGCUAUGCAUACGCUCGCCACUUCUUAGGGUGGUAGAGAAAACGGAGUAGAGACGGUACAGGCAGAAGUGGAGCGACCGGUCUAGACUUAGUAGCUUAGUUUGCGCGCGUAUAGUUUUGUUUUACUGUUUACAAAAAUUACUUUAGUGUUUAGCUUGGGCUGUGGGUUCGAGACCAAGGAGACGCACAAGACCAACACUUUUUUCCACCCUGGUGGCACCUUUAGUAUCAUUCUGGCCUUUCUUUGUCAUGUCCUGUUCCGUUUUUCUGUGUUUGUCAUGCAUUUUUUCACCCAGGCCCGCCCUGGUGCUGUUGCUAGUUUUCGUGGUUCUCUCUGUCACCACGCCCGGUUUCGUUGGCCACUUGCAUGCAAGUCCUAGUGUGUUGUCUUCACACGCACGCUUUCGUGUUUAGGACACCAUUACUGAUACUACUGGUGCUACCACCUUUAGGGUGUUUUUGUUUCGACGUAGGGGGGACUGUGUCUUAGUAGCGGUUUUCAUCGUUUCUUACUUUUUCUUUUAAUCCCUCGGUGCUAGGAAAAGUUUUUGUUCAGGGCUAUUUCUAUCCAGAUAUUCACACAGCUUCCGUCGCGGCCGUCCCAGACGCUGUUGUGUUUGUCUUUCGAUAGAAAUCGCGUUGUCCAGAGAUUUCUUCUAGAGUUUACCGAGUAUGAGGCUACGGCUUGUAAGAAUAGUUUACGAGGGGACGCCCAGCCCUUAGCCUUCCAACAUGACAGAUUCCGCAAGCCCAAACAGUACUACACUAGGCGCAUCAACUUGUCAUGCGCAGGCUCCGCAGGUGGGGCUGUCUGUAUUGCUGUUCAUGCAAUACAAAUGAGGGGGAGGUGGAGUUGUGAACUGUCAUACGCGUUGCUCGAACUGUACAAGGAAUUACGGGAGCAGCGGUACGACGUGGGUUCGGGGGGCGCCGGGGGUGCUAAUGCAGGAGUCGGUGGGGUGAAGAGCAAUCCGCGGUCCUUAGGUGGAGCAGGGGCCGCCGCUACGACGAACUACAACUUCGGGACCAACUCCACGGGACUUGCGUCCAGCGGUGGAAAGAACGACACGGUGAAUUUCAAAAACAACGCGAACAACAACAAACCAAGCCACAAUUUGACCAUCGUGCUGUGUGUACGCGACCGAAAAACGAUCCCAGGCUACGAGCGGGUAAUGCAGCACUUCGUCAAGGAAACGAGGCAGACGGGGGUGUGGCUGGACACGCAGGGAUUUGGCGAGAAACUUGUCGGGGAAUACAUGUCCAUCGAAUUGAACUGCCCCCAAGAAAACAUACCAAUGCCACUAGUACUUAUCGUGCUUUUGUUGAUGUUGAUGAUCAUCAGACAUCAUGACAAUUGGUGCCAUCAUUGAUUUAGGUGCUAGGUUUUGCAUGAGAAGGAGAAUGACUGCUGGUACUAGUGAUUGAUUGCGAAGAACAACUUGAUGAGGGGGGCGUACCACGCGAACAAAUGCUAAAUGUAGGAAAAUCCAAAAAAUCGUGCAUGAUCUAUCAGGUAAAGUACAUUUCCGACAUUACGCUGGGCAACGCGUUAUUCGUUCGCGAGGCCAUGGCCAUGCUCCAGCUCUACGGCCACAUGCAGCUGCACGACAAGAGCGCCAACGCCAGCGGGAAAUUCGUGACCUGCCAGGAGAAUCUGGACGAAACGGUGGAAGUUGCCGGGUGGCCAAACACCUUUAUGAUCGGGUCCGUGCUCGCAGUCAUCGAGUCGCUGGACCCUCUCCCCGCCUCGAUUGUGAAGAUGGCUGCGGUCUUUCGGUCGGCGUGGACCAUGGCUGACAUUCUUGCCUCUGCCUGUCCCCCCUGGAGCGGGCAAGCGCGGUUUGAGGCUUUGCGGCAGUUUUUGGCCUUGACGCAGCUGGUAGAAAUGGACAUUGUGGAGCCGGUCCCGCUCGUGCCGAAUGCUAACAGUACGUCCGCAAGCUCCUCUUCCGGCGGCACCGGGAGUCAGAACAGCCAGAAGCAAACUGGGCUUGGAAUAUCAGAUGCAAAAGCAUCGUACUAGUAUGAAUUGCAUUACAAAUUGACUUAGCAUUUUUACAAAUGAAAUUUGUAUAUGCUGUUUUACCUUGGGAGCGAGCAUUUGUCAUGCAUAACAGCAAUACUACGAGUGCGAUACUUUUGCAAUUCAUAUGGAAACUUCAUCAGCAACAUUGGGCACGGCACCAGCUCCUUAAUUUUGAGCAGCACUGGGCGGGGUAGCUCCAAGGAACGGUCGAGCUCGAAGGACCGGGGCUCGUCCGGGUCUCAGGUACGGAGUUCCAUCGGGAAUGUCAACCAGGAAGUGCUCAACCAGGUGCAUAAGGAGGACGGGGCUGAUGUGUUGGGAACACAACGAGAAGGCGAUGAGGAGAAUAAUCUUCACGGGGGUUCUUCAGCCCAAAUGGCAAAUGUAAAUCGCCCAGCACCAGGUGCUGCUGUUGCAACCGGCGAUACUGGUACAACCAAAAACUCCUCUUCCACCUCUCAGCACCAGAACAAUCAUUCGAACACAACUACGUCAGCCUUCGCGUCCUUGCAUCAGCAUCACGACCAGCAACACAGCAAUAAAUCCGCCCCAUCUCCGAAGGCGGCCACCCGGGGAAGCUUCUCGUUAGAGCGAGUGGUGCACAACAUUACGCACCCCGGCGCGAGCGCGGGAGCGGGCGCGGGACCCGCGGGGGAACAGGCGGACCAGCACGAGUAUGCGGGGCCCUUCCGGCUGUCCAACACGUUGGUCCGGAAAGUUGCGGGGAGUAUGGUUUUGGAAGCGCAGAAGCGGGGCGUGAAGCGCCAGGCUUUGAUGGACCGCACGCUGAACCGCGACUUGCCGGCGCGACUCGAGGCCCUCCGCCAGAAGAAAGCCAUCCCGCACAUCCCCUGGUACUACCAAAUCGAACUCCCCAGGAAUCUCGUCCGAGGCAGCAGCGUCGGACCACUCGUGGGAGUGGACACGAUAUCCUGUGCAGAAAUAUCGUGGUCGUUGUACUAGUACGUGAGAUCAUUCGACGACGUAGUAGUAGUGCAAUCAUGCACGGCAAAGGAUAUAUCCUUCCUGAACUAAAUCUGGAAUUUGUCAUGCUGACCAACUUUUUAAAUGCACUCUAAAACUACUAGAAGUACGAUACUUCUGCAAGACUUGAUACGUGAGUGGUAUGAGCGGCGGCAAUACGGGAAUAAGUGACCAGCAGUACAACCAGCUGCACAUGCGAGGAGGCGGUGCGGACCACCGGGGGCCCGCCGGAGGCAAGAUCUCGAGCAAGGAACUGGCCCGGGCCCAGUCGCAGGCACUGUUGCAGAACGCGGAGCAGCUGGGGGCGGCAAUGGACCAGCAGAAAACCUUACUGCAAUCCGCGUGAAAGUAGGACCAGCAGUGUAUGGCCACGAAUGGAAAUUUAUUUGAUUUACACAUGUUGACGUUUUUCAAGAACGACAACAUCAACAUGUUGCAAAGUUGUAGUUGUAAAAGUUAAAGUCGUUUCGAUGCAAAUACAAAUAGAUUUAUGGAUUAGACCACCGAAAAUAAGCUGAACAAAGUGAAGUCAUCAAAACCUGUACUAAGAGUCUUGAGCUUUCAUUUGAUUUUAACCGGCGAAGGGUUGAACAAGAACAGCAUACCAGGUACAGAGAUCGUACACACGACGAAGAAUCAGCUAUAAUACGCGAAAUACUUGCAAUUUUAUCCAGGGUAGAGUACCAGUACAAAGAUAGGAGUCCAUUUUUUAUGCAAGCAGAAGCAUAUCAGAGAACCAAACAGUCCAAGUCAUAAUUUUCUGCUAGAGGUGGAGACACGGGCGUGUCGGCUCACCUAAACCAGGGUCUUCAGUUUGGGUGCGCUGUGGCGUGUCGUCUUCACACAGCGUCUUCAUAAAUCUCGACUUUCUUUUGUUUUCAAAGUGUUGUGGUCCUUAGGAUGUUUUAAGUCUUCUCCUUGAUGACGUCGGCGUCUGAAGCAUCACUUGUUUGCGCACUAACGGCAUCGCUUCGUCAUCAUGUUGACACGCGGAGUGUGACGAGAUGAAGCUGCACCUGUACUGCGUGUCUCUAUUUUUUAAGUAACAGUAAGUAGUUCGUUGUUUCUAACUCUAACUCAAUUGGGCUAUUGUUCAAGGCAGAAGUGUCUUGGUUUUUUAUUGUUCAUAGAAUCCACUCCGCUUCUUAGCAUGGUUUCCUUCUCGUAUGCACAUAUUUGAGUCUCUAUGAAGCAUUUGUGAAGGUGGCUGGAUGGUUCUCAGGAGAACCGAUAUCGAUGCUGGAACCUCGGUGGUCAUGGUCAGUUUCUCAAGCUCUAUCACGUAACAAAUGCGAUCGACGCGAAGAAAGCGAUUCACGACUCCAACCCCGACGUCGACCUUGAUUAUAUGCAGAUCAUGUAAACUGUACCACUUUUUCCGCCUUUUUUCUUGGUUUUAACAUUCUAAUUUUCAUCUCAUUGACUGUGAGUAGUUGCGACGUUCGUGCCGAACUGAUAACGUCCUAAACGUAUCAGCGAGGCGCAAGAAAGGCGUUAGACCUUAUAUUCAUUGGCGGCUCGUCGUAUCCUACUGUAGUGUGUAACAUUAUUUUUGCACAAACAGUUGUAUAGUAGCCGGAGAAAAAAAAGACGUAUUACCAUGGUAAUAUUUUUCCACUAGCACUUGCUACAGAAGAAAGAUGAAAAUGAAUGUAAUGGUAUGGCAAAAAAGGAGGCCAAAGCCGGUGCGUUGUUGAGGUAGUAACCUCCGCUUCAUCUGCUUCUGCAUCGUCCUCCAGGAGCUAAUCGCAUUUCAUAUUUUGCUGCAGCAAACCGAAGCUCCUACCGAAUGAUGAAAAGAUAAAGAUUACAAAAUUUACGAACUCACAUUGAAGAGAAUUACUGCCCACAUGCACCUGUGGCUAAUAUGAAACUGAAUGCAAUCAAUCGUAAAAGUACAAUGUAAGUCUAAGUAUCUUUCACACGACACCAGCACUCCACCACAUGGUCAUGAUGACGAACGAGAAGUCUGCUGCUUUCAUGAAUGCACAACUGCGCUUUGACUUGAUCACACUCAUUGCUUCCAGGUGAAGCUGAAAAACGAAGGACGAGAAGAAAGUGCACUGACAAAAAGCAAAAAUGUCUUUUCAGGCCCCCGUGUCGACCGUGAUGUUGCUGGGUUCGUCGGCUCGUGUAUUGAAGUAUUUGGGUUUUUUUCGUCAGUUUUUUUCCAUCGUUAUUUUCCUCGACAUUCCUUGUGUAAUCUGUUCCUUUUGUUCUUUACGUGGUCCUUGUUC
Amoebophrya sp. A120 is the source of this 12061-nucleotide messenger RNA. Lineage: Eukaryota; Dinophyceae; Syndiniales; Amoebophryaceae. The record is from the annotation of a GenBank genome assembly.